GCUGGAGGCGAGGCGCUGACGCCUCGCGAGUCGGCGAUGGAAGAGAUGGAUCCGCAGCCCGGCGUUUUUUCCGAAGCAGAGAUCCUGAGGAUGGAGAUUGCGUCCCUGGUGAGCUUGCUCAGGGAGAAGCAGUCUGACGUUCUUUCGCUGGAUCCUGAGACCGUGAGGAAACUCACGUCCCUGACGAGCGAGAUGGCGUGCCAGAAGUCGGCAAGGGAGCGGCAAGCCUUGGUGGUUCCGGAGGUCAAACGCACAGCGCCGCGGAGCAAGAUCUCCAGGAGUAUAUACGAUUGUACCUGCAAUGCUGGUAAACAGAUGGCUGGCCAAUGUGCUGAGGACCAGAGGACCAAGGAGUGUGUGGAGAUGACUCAUCAGGUGGAGCACCAGGAGCAAGGAAGAGGCGGAUGAAUCUGUGACAGAUUUGGCAAUGGACCUUUGCAAAUCAAACAUGGAGAUGCACCACAUGGCUGCUGAUAGCCAGACGACAGAUGACAAAGAGGAACAUUUUGUGGCAGCAGAUCUGAUAAGUGGUCUUUCCGACCAGAUGACUGUGCGCUGUUAUGAGAACCAGAGUGUUGUGGAGUGCCUGGAGAUGACUGAUCUCACGGUGGGCAAAGGCCAAUCAAGCACGGAGACGCCUGUGUUGAGGAUGAUGGACCAAGGAAAAUCAAGCAAUGAAGGUGAAUCAAGUAACGAAGGCAAAUCAAGCACGGAGACGCGUGCCCUGGCGUCGAGGAUGAUGGACCAAGGCAACUCAAGUAGUGAAGGCCAAUCAAGCACGGAGACGCGUGCGUUUAGGAUGAUGGACCAUGGAAAAUCAAGUAGUGAAGGCCAAUCAAGCACGGAGAUGCAAGUCCAAUCAAGUAACGAAAGCAAAUCAAGCACGGAGACGCAUGCCUCGAGGAUGAUGGACCAAGGCAAAAAAUCAAGCUUUAGGAUGGUGCUGGAUUGCGAUGAGAAUGGUAUGCCCAACUGGUGCAAAUAUUACGAGAUGCUCGAAUGUGAGGAUGUGGAGGAGGAAGAUGAGGAGAUGACUCCGGAGGGUGUAAGGAUGUAUAACAAAUUCCGUAAGGAGCUAUUAGAGAUGGAAGCUGGCUUACGCAAGGACCGGGAACAGGAUCAAAAGGACGCGCUGAGGUGGGAGCGGGAUCAAAUUGACACACCGAGCUGUUACACAAUGGACCCGAUCCCCUUCUCACUUCAGGACGAGGCGGAGGAGACAGAAUUCACAAAAUCAGACACGGAGGAGAUGGAGAUGGCGGACAAGUUGUUUGCUUUAGGGCGUAAAGGCUGGGAAUCUGCAUGGGGAGACGACUGUGGUAACUUCGAAGACAGCACCGUAUUGAGUCCUAUGCACUUUACACAUUGCACGCCGGGACUGAUCCCGUACGCUGCUCGCACUGUGAGCAUCUUGCAAAUCUACUCCGUGAAGAUUGUUGGAACAGAUGGAAAGUUGAAGUUGCCACUCCAUGUUUAUGGAAUUGUCGCUGCCCGAGAUGCCGUGGACUACAACCGCAACAUUCUCUUCUCCUGGCGAAGGGAAAACUGCCAAAAACUCACUCCAGAGGAUCAUUUUUUGCGCUUAACUGGCCCGUCCCGUGCAAUUGUGGCUGUGGACGAUGUUGAUUUCGAAGUCCAACUGAAAGUAAAGGGCUCAUCAAGGUCUCGCGACAGAGCAUUGAUGAGUCACUGCUUUACUUACGCCGGUGGUUACCAUGAAGGUUUACACACCACCUUCUCCAGCAACAGCUUUUGCACAGUAGAGUUUAGCUAUGAGCGACUUACAGAAACAGUCCAGGCUACUAUCUUGAGUGCGCGUGUUGUUGAAGGGGCGCCUUGGCCUUUUGAAUAUGGCGGGCGGAUUAUGUGCUCCUCGCCACCACGGGAAGUUACGGACUCCCUAUCCAGGCAAGUUGUGUUGGUUGAUUCUCGUCGUUCUGAUGGUGGCGGAGAAAUGCCAAUGGGCUCGGAUGGUUUCCUUGAUCUGUCAAGGCAUGUUGUUUCUAUAGAACUUGAAGAAAGCCUGCAGAUUGUCGUACAAGCAUACUCACAGUCUGGUGAUGCUAUUGCUAGACAAGGUAGUGUCAGGUUCAGGACCAAAUACUGCAACAUAAGUCGAGCGAUAUGUGAGAUUGGUGACUCUAAGGUGGAGAUAACUGUCGCUUGGUCCCAACUUGCUAAGCACAAGAGAGAUAUCCUCUUAGAAGGACAUGUUUGACGGCUCUUGUGCCGUGGAUGUUGUGGACUGCAGAAUUAUUUGUCUUUGAUUAGUAAAUCUGUUAUGUACCUGUUGCCCAAUUUUAUCUGUUUUUGUCUUGCAUGUGGUUUGCAAAACUGCAGAAUUAUUUCUCUUCGAUUAGUUAUUAAUCUGUCCAACUGUUUGUGAAUCGACUAAUGUUAUCCGACUA
Molecule: messenger RNA, 2408 nt
Organism: Triticum urartu
Lineage: Eukaryota; Viridiplantae; Streptophyta; Magnoliopsida; Poales; Poaceae
Source: RefSeq, a predicted model, not a curated record